CUCUCUCUCUCUCUCUCUCUAUAUAUAUAUAUAUAUAGAGAGAGAGAGAGAGAGAGAGAGACAGAUGCACAAACUGACAUUAAUUUCAAACAACAAAACCAUGACUGCAACUUAAUCAGUAUGUUAUUGAUUAAAGCAAUGGCAAACCUGUUUUUGCUUUUAAUAAAAGAGCGACCUAUAUUAAAAGGGGGUGGGGGGGCAUUUAAAGUGAUAAAAAUUGGUAGGGCAGAUACUUGACAGAACACUGAUAUAGUAAGGCCUCUGUAUUUGCGGGGGAUAGGUUCCAAGCCCCCCAGCAGACACAUGAAACUGCGAAUAGUCACAAACACUAUAAACUGUACAGUUGGCCCUCCACAUUUACAGCAGUUAGGGGCACAGGACCCCCACAAAAAUGGAAAAACCAUGAAUAUCUCUAGGGACUCUGUUUGGGGAUGCCACAUUCUUUAUCUCGGUACUUGCCAGUUUUACUCAUGUAUUUUGUCUCUCAGUGGCUGAAAAGACUUUUUUUCUCUCUGGAAAUAUUCACUGUUUUUCCACUUUCAUGGGGAUCCUGUGUCCCUAACCCCCAUGGACGUGGAGGGCCAUGAGCAACCACAGUUAAGUGAAACCACAGGAACUGAGACAGUGAAUACAGUUGUCCUAAUUUGAUUUUAGAAUUUACUGCCAGAAAGGGUAUUGUCACUAGUUUAAUACUUAAAGGAGUAUUAGAUAAAUCCAUUUAGUAUUGGUCUGUCAGUGGUUAAGUAUAAUAGCAAAGUGGAACCAUCUCCUUCAGAGAAAGUAUAAAUUUGAACAACAGUUGUAAGGGAAAAGAAAUGGUGUUGCUUUGUGUCAGUCCUGCUGGAGAGCUUCAUCAAAGCAUGUGACUAACCAUUUUUGUAAAUGGAAUACUAGAGUGAGUAGUUUAUAUUACUAUAACUCUGCCUACAUUUUGUGGGUAUAUUUAUCCUUCUGUUAAUAGAAACAAUGAUCUUAUUAUGCUAGCCUAAUUUGUACAAAAACAAAACCCUUAAAUAAUAGUGAGUAAUGGAUUAUAUUAUUCUCUUACGGUUUGGCUAUUAUUUGUAAUACAUCCAGCAUAUAAGGAAAAAUUGACAGGACCUAGGGGAAGAAACAGAAAAGGCCAGAUCUUGUGGCUAGGAAGACUGCAGAAUAGGCCAAAUGUCAAAAUGGUGGUUGCAGACUGAAUGAGUCACUCAUAAGUAUUGUGGGUAUCAGAUAAUACCUACCUCUUUGAGAGGGAGGGAGGAAAGGGAAGGGAAAGAAUCAAACCGAACCAGAUAUAACUCAGAUCUAAUGUUUGUCCUGAGUUAGUCAGGUCACAGUUAGACAGCAUUUGUAUUUCAUUACUUGCUGAAUUGUGGAUUUUUUUAUUUUUUUCCCUCUUGGUGAAUUUUGAAUAUUUUAAUCAUGGAUCAGCUAGCGUAUCUUUUGUUAGCUUUAUAUGUAAUAUCUUAACAACAUCAGAGAUACUCAUAUUCUUGAAGUUAAUUUUGGAUUUUAUUUUUUAUUUUUUUGGUGUAUAAUCACUUAACUUUUUCCCCUGUUCUUCCUCAGUUUGUGAGAGUCUAUAACCAAGCUACCUUAAGGAAUGAACACUAAAUAAAAAGUCAAAAUCCAGACUAAAUUGAUAGAUAAAGAAAGACUAGGUAAUAGGCAACGAAAGUGCUAAGGAAGAUAUUCAACAACUAGCAAAUCAAAACAACAGCCAUGGGACCUGCGAAGGAACCACCCAAAUAGUGGAUAAUUGUAUGUUAGGGUUCUGUGAGUUGAAAGGAAUCAAGGAUAUUCUACUUGAUGUUUAAGACGCCAUCAAUUUGUUUAGAGUCAGACUGAUGUAGUCUCAGACUAGGACCAGGGAGGCCCAAGUUCAAAUCUCCACUCCACCUAGAAAACUUGCUGGGUGACUUGGAUAGUCGCUGACAUGGUUCUCACAACAGAAUAAGCCAUAGUGGGUCGCCACUGUGGGUUAUCACAGAGGGUUAUCACAGAGUAGUUUGUCAUGACAUUUUAACCUAGUCAUGGGUUGUUUUCUAUGAACAACGUAUCCUGAGGACCCACAGCUUUUUGGGUUGUUUGGUGUCUUCAGACCUGGCUGGGCAACUUCAUUGUGCGUUGUCAGGAUUGGCUUCUGAGCAGUCUGACAUGAACAGAGAAAACUCCUGCCAUUAACUGUGAUUGUGGGGAUGGCAGUAGUGCAGCUGCCAUCCUCUGAAAUUCUUUGUUAGUGCUCUUUACCCUGUUCUUCCAAAAGGGUUAGGGACCAAAGAGUGUGUUCUGAUCCUUCUUUUGCUGUUGUGCAGGUACAUCUGUUAAAAUGUCUGCUACUCUGAAAUUUGUAUAGCUUCCGCCUCUGCUUUACUGAUCUGCCUUGAAACUUUACCAAUCUACCUCACUAUUCUACCCUGAAAUGUGUUCUCUUGAUUCCCAUCACUGCUUUAUAACUCAUAUGUAUACCUGACAACUAACAGUAGAGACCAGUGGAAGGAAGUAAGAAGCAUGAAAGUAUUGGGAGGAACCAGAAGUGGCUCACAGAUGCAGAAGAAGCAGGUGCAAUUGCAUUGCAAGCAUGUGAAACAACCUUAAAACAAAUAGUAACAGCAAAGGCUCUUUACUAGCAAGACAAGCGUACUGCCAGGAGAGAAAUAACAGUAUGCUGGAUUAAAUGGCAGAUGAAUGCUCUUGUUCUCCUGAACACUUGCAGAAGACCCCAGUAGUAAUAGUGACUAUAUCACUCUGUUCAUAAGAACUCAAAAAAUUAUACUCGUUUGGCAAUCUGAUGCAAUAGAGGAGAAUUUCCCUUGUGAAAGGGCAAUUUUAGUGGACCACUUGCAGAAAGGAUGUUGCUGUAUCUAAUGAGGGAAUGAGGAUUUUGUUUGCAAGGUCACCUAAAAUAUGUACUAAAAGCAGCCCAGGAGGCCUAGAAGAGACAUUACUCAUGGUAAUUUACAUAAAUCGAAUUCUCUGCUGGGAGUAAUAUGGGACUGUUACAUGAACACUGACUGUAGUAACUUAGUGUGCUGUGCAAAGUUAUCUCUUGCACCUCAGUUGUAUCAUUCACAGUUGCUAAGAAUGAGGAAAUAGCAAGAUAUGAACUAAGGAUCAUUCCUUAGGGUCCUCAGAGAAAGGGCAUUUGAAUUUGUAAUUAAAAAAACAAAAGAAAAUAUUGAAGUACAUAUUAGGUGCAUUAAGUAUGCUAUCUCAACAAGAAGAUCUUUGCUAACAGGUAUUUUGCUUAUGCUCAACUCAGCUGUCCUAGCUCUCUUGUAAAAUGAAAGAGAUAAGGCAGAAUGCAUGAGGAGGAUCCAUUAUUCUGAUGCUUAGAAAAAGUGAUGUCACAAAAUUUUGCUUAGAAGCCACAAACUGGAAAACUAAGCCUUUUCCCAUGGCAUUCUCACGAAUUAGUGUGCAUCAUGGGAAUUGCAUUCUGUAGUCUCAAGUGUUACCAGAAACUAGUUCUACUGAGAUGUCAGCUUCAAGGAGAUGGAUAUUAUCAGAAAAAUUUGGAAGCGGAAACCACAUUUCUGAGCUUGUUUGAAGGGAAGUGGAUCUCCUGAAGUAAGGGCUCCUCUGUCACUCUUGCUUUGUUUUCCUGUUAAUAUUAUAUGCAUUUGUUUUGUCUUUUGUUUUUUGGUGGCACAUGACUGGCAUAUCAGGGUUUCUUCCUCAAGUGUUUGAAAGCAAACUUUAGACUGCAAAACUUACAAAUAAUAGCCUAUUUUGACUGCAAAGAAUAAUGUUUCCCCCUUCAAGUAUAUACAUUUGUUGACCAGCCAAAAAUCCUGAGUGUAUGAUUCAAAGUAGAAUAUAGCUUGCUGAGUAUAAUUUCCAAUAAAUAUUACUAUUUUAGUAUAUAACAGAAUAUUAGUUCAUUAAUAUUUACAUCAUUAACAUUUUUAGGUAUUGUAUAUGCCAUUUCCCAAUUAUGUGUAAUUUGUUAUUCCAAGGAAAUUGGACUGAUUUUAAUAACCUAAAUGUGAUCCAAUACACAAUGUUUUCACUUGGACUUCUGUAGUUGAUAGGUACAAAACCCAGGGCCUAGGGUCACCUGCACACCCAAAGCAAUUAUUCUGGACAUCUGUAGUCUCCCACUUUGCCACCAGAACUCUUCAUGCAGAUUACUUUUGCCCCUUCUGCUAUUAGCAAUGAGGAAGAACAAUUAUAUUGGGAUUGCUGUUAGAAGGGGUGGAAGGAAAGCUUUCUACUUCUUUCCUUGGAGAUCUUCAUUCAGUUUGCUAAAACUUGAGUGUGACCUUCAGCAUCACAUAUGCUCAUCAAGACCAAAAGUAUUAUGUUCCCUCGCUGAAAAUGGAAACAGAAAAAUGAAUCUCCACUAAGUACUUACUGUACUGUAAAAAGUGAAUGAAGCAAGUGCCAUUGAUCUUUGUUGGGAAAAGGAUUCUCUUCCAAAGCAGUAUUAAACCAGACAGGAGUGGAUCCUCUUCUGCAUGGAAACAUCAAAGAAGCACCUGCCAAUAUAUUGCUGAAGUUAAUUGAAUUAUUAGAGAAAAUCACCAUGGGAGGAGCUGUGAGUGCAGGAGAAGACAAUGAUGAUUUAAUUGAUAACUUGAAAGAAGCACAAUAUAUUCGCACUGAAAGAGUGGAGCAAGCUUUCAGAGCUAUUGAUCGUGGUGAUUACUAUCUGGAAGGCUAUAGGGAUAAUGCAUAUAAAGACUUGGCUUGGAAGCAUGGGAAUAUCCAUUUAUCAGCACCUUGCAUUUAUUCUGAAGUCAUGGAAGCAUUGAAACUUCAGCCAGGAUUGUCUUUUCUUAAUCUGGGCAGUGGAACCGGCUAUUUAAGCACAAUGGUGGGAUUAAUAUUAGGGCCUUUUGGAAUAAAUCAUGGGAUAGAACUUCAUCCAGAUGUGGUGGAAUAUGCCAAGGAGAAACUGGAGAGCUUCAUAAAAUAUAGUGAUAGUUUUGAUAAAUUUGAAUUCUGUGAGCCUGCCUUUGUAGUUGGCAACUGCUUGCAAAUAGCAUCGGAUAGCCAUCAAUAUGACCGGAUUUACUGCGGAGCUGGUGUACAAAAAGACCAUGAAAACUAUAUGAAAAUCUUAUUGAAAAUUGGAGGCAUUCUGGUUAUGCCAAUAGAAGAUCAGCUAACACAAAUCCUGAGAACUGGGCAGAAUACCUGGGAAAGCAAAAACAUCCUUGCUGUUUCAUUUGCUCCACUUGUGCAACCAAGCAAGAGUGACUCUUGCAAAAAUGAUACUGUGGGACUGCGUAAGUACUAUUUUUGUUUUCCCUUAGUACUGUUUGCUAGUGAAGGUACUUGUAUCUAUAUUGUUAAAGUUGUACUCACAUGCAUCAUUUAGGGGAAACAAAUCCGAUCUGAUUGCUCCUUUUAACAUCCAUGGCACCUCUGCAUAUUUUAUUUAUUUACAAUGUGUUUAUCUUCCUCCACAGCAAAAUAGACUUUAGAGCAGUAAAACAAAACAAUGAAAGAAAAAAAACUAAAAUACCAAAUGAAAAGCUUUUAGGAAUAAAAUAAUAAAACCCAUGUCUGAUCAAUCAAGGAAGUGCUGCCUCUUAAGAUUUACAAAUUGAGCUCUGCUCACAAAACCAGGCCAGGAUAUUCAAGAAAUGAAUGAAUGUAUUUAUUACAUUUAUAUUUCAUCUUUCCACCCAAACCUGUGCUUAUAUGGCUCAUAAUGGCUUAUAAUAGCAUGUGACACAGUGGCCUGAGGUUGGAAGAAGAAAUUUGGGACACCCUUUUAUGGGUGGAAGAGCCUUUCUGCUCACUGGAGCAAUGUUUUGGAUCCAAUCCAUCCAAUUCAAAAAGCAUCUGUAUAGAUUUUUUGUCCCUGAAGUUGAACCAAAAUGGCUGAUGAGGAUGCCAUGCAAAUUUACUAUUAGAUAUAAAUGUGGAUCCCUGCACUGGAACUAUUUGAAAUGUUAUUCAGUGUACGGCAUUGUUUGACAGUGCCUUGCAGAAGUAUUCAUAAACAUCCUUUUGACUUUUCUACAUUUUGUUGUGUUACAACUUGGAACUGAAAUGUGUUAAUUGCUGUCAUUACCAUUUCAUGUACACAAGGGACUCAAUGCUGUGCAGGUGUGAAAUAAAUUUAUCAUUGUGCAAUACAUCUGCAAGGCAUUGUGAGGCAGCCAUGCAAUAAAAUCUUUAUUCCACCUACCAUUUCAUAUUUCCUAGCCGGCCUCUUUCCUCAGUGCCCACUGGAACACCAGCAACAGUCUCUGGUGGGUGAUCUACAGUGACAGCUGUUUAGUGGGAGAAAAUGCAUGCUGAUAGCAGCACACUGAGAUUUGUUCUGUCCUUGUGCAUACACACACUAGCACACACUACAGUAGCAAGCACACACUAGGUUCCCAAUGAAUUAGAGGAUGAAACCAACUGAAACCUUUUUUUCUGCACAGAUGAAUUUAAAUCUAGAAGGUGGCUCUUCUUUUGUUUGUCGUCAUCAUUUACUCAUAUUACUGAGUAUCUGUUCUGCUCUAUGUACCAGCCAAACUUGCCUUGUUGCUUCAUAAGGAGGAAUGUAUUUGAGAUAAUCACAUAUAAAAUGAAUUUAUAAAUGAAAGGCAUUACCAAUUAUUUCAUUAGAAAGUUCUAAAGCAAAUUGUACAAUCUUAGUCAGCUUUUCUGCCUGAGACGACUAAGAAGCUUAUAUGAAAACUUUCAAACUGAAAAUACAAGCAACUGAUCAAAGGCAGAGAGUGUGGUGUUAAGGCUUUUCUGCAUGGAGCAUUUACUGAACACUUGUCAUUCCUACUCUGAGUUGUUUACAGACUUACAGUUUAGAGUUUUAUAGUAUGAAGCAUACAAAAUGAGAUGAUUUUUUAAAGCAGCAAAAUACAGCAUUUAAUUGUGAAGGUAAGAGAAAAUAUUAUUUUCUCUGGUGUGCAAAGAACAAUUCUACCUAGAGGUUUUAUAGUAGAAAAGCAGGAAAGGAAGUGAUCCUUGUAUAGUUCUUCGAGCACAGUUCUGUACUGAUACCAAAAGUAAAUAAAGUGUCUUAACAGCCUUGUAUAGAAAUUCUCUUAGUGAUUAAUAACAAAACAUGUUUUAUUAUAGUUCAUUUUUCUUUCUCCUCAGACCCUUUUUGAUGCACAAUUGAUAAGAUCAUAAGAUCAUAUUUCUUGAUACGACACUAAACAGAGAAUUUGCUAGUUCAGUCUUAAUUGGAUUCCAGUCAGUAUAAUUGAUUUUCAUUAUAAAAUGUAGAUGAAUUCUAUAGUCUCUUAUAUUAAUAGUAGUUUUGGAUUUAGUCAUAGUUGAAGUGUACCCACUAAAAUCAAAUUAAAUCACAUUC
Varanus komodoensis (Komodo dragon) is the source of this 7270-nucleotide messenger RNA. RefSeq names its product protein-L-isoaspartate O-methyltransferase domain-containing protein 1-like. Gene Ontology annotation, cellular component: cytoplasm. The record is from RefSeq and is a predicted model, not a curated record. NCBI's taxonomy places the organism in Eukaryota, Metazoa, Chordata, Lepidosauria, Squamata, Varanidae. Gene Ontology annotation, biological process: protein modification process. The coding region runs from base 4517 to 5314 and encodes 265 amino acids. The transcript is spliced from 5 exons. Gene Ontology annotation, molecular function: protein-L-isoaspartate (D-aspartate) O-methyltransferase activity.